Molecule: messenger RNA, 1411 nt
Organism: Suillus paluster
Lineage: Eukaryota; Fungi; Basidiomycota; Agaricomycetes; Boletales; Suillaceae
Product: GHMP kinase
Exons: 3
Coding region: 100-1287 (395 amino acids)
Biological process (GO): isoprenoid biosynthetic process; isopentenyl diphosphate biosynthetic process, mevalonate pathway
Cellular component (GO): cytosol
Molecular function (GO): diphosphomevalonate decarboxylase activity; ATP binding
Source: RefSeq, a predicted model, not a curated record
GUCUAUGAUCGCGAAUAAGGAUCUCGUACGAUGCAAGCAAUAUUGAAUUCUGCUUAAAAGACGCCAUUCUACUCGAUUAAUUUCUAAACUCAUUCCACCAUGUCCAUCUUCCAAGCAACCACCUCUGCGCCAGUUAACAUCGCCUGUAUAAAAUACUGGGGCAAGCGCAAUGAGCAGCUCAUCCUCCCCACCAACUCUUCCCUAUCCGUCACUCUAAGCCAGGACAACCUCCGCAGCACAACCACUGCACGCGCCGAUCCCUCCUUCACCGCCGAUUGCCUCUGGCUCAAUGGCAAGGUAGACCCGAUCAAGGCCGGAGGUCGUCUCCACACGUGCAUCACCGAAAUGAAGCGUCUCCGCGCAGCCUUUGAAGCAGCAAAUCCUGAUCAGCCAAAGAUCGCCGUCUUCAAUGUGCACAUCUGCUCCUUUAACAACUUCCCCACUGCAGCAGGCCUGGCUUCAUCGGCUUCAGGCUUCGCAGCUCUUGUAUACGCCCUCGCUAAACUCUACGCGCUCCCACAAACCCCUGAGGAACUCAGCCUCAUUGCCCGUCGUGGCUCCGGUAGCGCAUGCCGUUCCCUCUUCGGCGGUUUCGUCGCCUGGGACAUGGGUAGCGACGAUGCAACCGGCUCAGACAGUAAAGCCCGCCAAGUCGCCCCAGAGUCCCACUGGCCCGAGAUGGAAGCCCUCAUCUGCGUCGUCAAUGACGCCAAGAAAGGUACAAGCAGCACCAGCGGCAUGCAGCGCACCGUCGUCACAUCCGCACUCCUCCAGCACCGUAUCGGUUUCGUCGUUCCCUCCCGCAUGGCCGAAAUCGAGAGCGCUAUCGCAGACAAGCGUUUCGGUGACUUUGCGGAGAUCACCAUGAGGGACUCGAACCAGUUCCAUGCUGUUGCUCUGGACACUUACCCCCCCAUUUUCUACAUGAACGACGUCAGUCGUGCCAUCAUCGCCAUCAUCACCGAGUACAACCGUCUCUCCGAGCAGCCCAAGGCUGCUUACACGUACGAUGCCGGCCCAAACGCCGUCAUCUACGCGCUCACACCCAACGUUCGUGAGAUAGCACAGCUUGUUUUGUACUACUUCCCCCAAGCAGAGAAGGUCGUCAUCGGAGGGCAGGAAGUACAGGCUGCAUUGCCAGAGGGAUUCAAUGAGGCUGUUGCCAAGCGCUGGGAGGUGGGCGCUGUCAAGGGGCUUAUUCAUACCCGUGUGGGUGACGGCCCCCGGGUUUUGAGCGACAGUGAGGCGUUGUUGAACGCCCAGGGCAUCCCUAAAACGCUUGCUUGAGCAAAAAUAGAAUAGCCAUAUUUGCAUGAUCUUUUGUAUCUUAGGGUGGAACUUGUUGCAACUAUAAAUGUACCGCAUAUCAGUCAUUCAUGAGAUUGUCUGACCAGUGACUGACCAGUGCGAC